Messenger RNA from Puntigrus tetrazona (Sumatra barb), 1415 nucleotides. Its product is annotated as peptidyl-prolyl cis-trans isomerase FKBP1A-like. Gene Ontology annotation, molecular function: peptidyl-prolyl cis-trans isomerase activity. The transcript has 4 exons. Bases 326 to 652 code for a protein of 108 amino acids. The record is from RefSeq and is a predicted model, not a curated record. Lineage: Eukaryota; Metazoa; Chordata; Actinopteri; Cypriniformes; Cyprinidae.
AUGAAAUGGGUGUUGAGAGCACGUUACAUAAUACGACGUGCUGAAGGCUGGGGGAUUCAUCCAUAUUUUCUUUUUUUGUGCUCACAAAAUAGCGUUUAAAAGUACUUUUUAAAACAACAGGCUAACCGCAUCUUUCACUAACAAAGGAGAGGGGUCGCGUUUGUCAUCAGCGGGAUUUAUGUUGAAUUAGUGCGCCGCUAUUGGACCCUCUCCCCGCGGUCACGUGACCCGCCAGCAUCGCUCCUCUCCGCCCGCGAACAGCUGUGAGAGAGAGACGCCGUGCAGCAGGGCUCUUCAGAAACACACCGCGCGCGACACGGACGAAAUGGGAGUGGAGCUCGAGACCAUAACCCCCGGAGACGGGAGGACUUUCCCCAAAAAAGGACAGACCUGUGUGGUGCAUUAUGUCGGCUCUCUGACAGAUGGACGGAAGUUCGACUCUUCCCGUGACCGUGACAAGCCAUUUAAGUUCAAGAUUGGUAAACAGGAAGUUAUCCGUGGCUGGGAGGAAGGAAUUGCACAGAUGAGUGUGGGCCAGCGUGCAAAGCUGACCUGUUCACCUGAUUUUGCCUACGGUAAUAAAGGCCAUCCCGGGAUUAUUCCCCCAAAUGCGACCCUCAUCUUCGACGUGGAGCUUCUCAGUUUGGAGUGAUUUAAUGCAUUAACAAUGCCUUUUGUCAAUUUUGGAUUCUAUUACAAAUGCUUAAGUGUCAAAAGGUUUAGUCUUAACAUUAGAAGCCUGAUUAAAUCAAUUCUCUCUUUAUGUCAGGCCAUAUUUUAGUUUUUAUUUUGAUUCUAAGCUUUAUUGAGCAUCCUACCCCACAGUUUUUGGCACAUUACGUACAAAACAGUGCUUUAUCUUAUCGGUUCUCCGACAUUUUAUUUUUUGCGUUGGUCAAAUUACACCAGAAAUGAUUCUUUAGCUCCUUUUAAUUUGAAUCCAACAUUCUUCCUGUCUGAUUGCUCUGAUACCACCAAAAACCUUGCAAUGUCCUUAAUCUUGAACUUGAAUGCUUGAAGGAACCCUUUAGACUUCUUGUGACUUUUUCUUACACUGUGAUCGUCGUCGGCUUGAGACCAAGUACAAACUUGCUAAAGAAUCUGUGGCUCUAUCCCCGAACAGCAAUCGAAAAAAGAAAUAAAUCUUAUUAGAUCAUGUUUGUAAUAUAAACACUUAGAUUGAAUAAAUACAUCAAUUGCGUUCAACGCUUUUUAAAACAAAAUAUGUCAGUACUGAAUUUAUUUGUAGUUUGAACAGGCUCGCUGGUUUUAAUUAGACAAAAAAGAAGCAAAAUCUUGUGCCUCCUUGUGUGUUAGACAUCUGCCAGAAUACCGCUGGUUUUGUAUAUCUGCAAAGUGACCAUAUCAACUGAAAAAGUGCCAUCACAUUACCUGAAAUAAAACUUUACUAUAGA